GUCGCUAACAAAAUCGAAUUGGAGUAGUGGCGUUGAAAUAUAAACUACUGAGAAAAUAUAAAAUAUUCCUCUGUUCUUUUCAUAAAAGUCCGGAAAACAAACCAAAAAUGAAAUUCAUUAUCCUUUUACUGGUCGUGGCUGUUGCCGUGUGUCAGGCAGCUCCUGUGGACGAUGAGUCUGCCGCCAAAUCGAAACGUGGACUACACCUAGGCUUGGGUUAUCAUCAUGCCCCCUUUGUCUCACACUCCUAUGUGGCUCCAGCUGUUGUUCAUCAUGCUCCAGUUAUUGCCCACGCACCGCUCAUUGCCCAUGCUCCCAUCUACACCUCACAUCACAUUGUGCCGGCCUACCAUUCGUAUCAUCAUUUCAAGUAAAAAAAAAAGAAAAUUAAAAACAAAAAAAAUAUUCCAACACCUACAUCAACGCAUCCUUCUUCGAAAAUCUGACUCGCAGACAUGUUUGAUGCAACUUCACGGAAAUUUAUGAAAUUUAUGAAAAAAAAAAAAAAACAAAGGACAACAAAAUAAUUCAACCGAAAAUUUAUUUGACAAGGCUUUC
Musca domestica (house fly) is the source of this 558-nucleotide messenger RNA. RefSeq lists its product as uncharacterized. The transcript is spliced from 2 exons. Bases 108 to 374 code for a protein of 88 amino acids. The record is from RefSeq and is a predicted model, not a curated record. NCBI's taxonomy places the organism in Eukaryota, Metazoa, Arthropoda, Insecta, Diptera, Muscidae.